CGUUUCAAUGGUUAUCAAACACUAAUAUGGUUUAAAUGUAAAAAUGUCUGGUCUGAUUAUUUUCUUUUUUCUUAUAUAUUUUUAUUAUAGAUAGUUCUUGUAGGAUAAGAUGGUUCAUUUUUUAAUAGUUGUUAACAUAGACUAAUGAUGUUAAAGAAGUUGUUUGAAGUGGAAGAAAAGGGUGAACACAGUUGACUUGACCUUGCUAGAUUCCUUGUUACAGCACUCUUCUUCUCUCUGUCAUAAUUGAUUUGGUGUUCUUGUUGAAACAAUGAAUCCGGAGAUAGAGACUUGGACAGUUUUGGUUGGUGUUCUGUGCAUCUUGGUGUUCAUUGUGAAGGAGUUUGUUAUGGGGGGCAAGGGUUCAAAAGAAAGUGGAAGGAGGUAUGAGUAUGGUGCUUCUUCAUCUUCAUGGGAUAAUAACAACUAUGGUGGAUACCCUCCACAAUCACCAUAUCCUUCUCAUCAAACACCUCAGCACCAGCAUGCAUCAGCACCAACUCCAUUUUAUGAUAAUGCUCAGCCAAAAAGGAAGUUGGAUAGGAAGUAUUCAAGGAUAGCUGAUAACUACCGUUCCUUGGAUGAGGUUACUGCUGCACUUGCAAAUGCUGGGCUGGAAUCUUCUAAUCUCAUUGUUGGCAUUGAUUUCACAAAGAGCAAUGAGUGGACAGGGAAGAGGUCAUUCAAUCGAAAAAGUUUGCAUGACAUUGGAAGUGGCCAAAACCCGUAUGAGCAAGCAAUUUCUAUUAUUGGGAAAACUUUAUCUGCUUUUGAUGAAGAUAACUUGAUUCCUUGUUUUGGAUUUGGAGAUGCGUCUACACAUGAUCAAGAUGUAUUUAGUUUCUUUUCGGAAGAGAGGUACUGCAAUGGAUUUGAGGAAGUUCUAUCACGAUACAGACAAAUUAUUCCUUACCUCAAACUUGCAGGACCCACUUCAUUUGCCCCUAUUAUUGAAAUGGCUAUGACUAUUGUUGAGCAAAGUGGUGGCCAAUAUCAUGUCUUGCUGAUAAUUGCAGAUGGACAGGUGACUAGAAGUGUUGACACAGAACAUGGCAACUUAAGUCCACAAGAGAAGAACACAAUAGAUGCAAUAGUUAAAGCAAGUAAGUAUCCACUAUCAAUAGUUUUGGUGGGAGUUGGAGAUGGACCAUGGGAUAUGAUGAGGGAAUUUGAUGAUAACAUUCCUUCUCGAGCAUUUGACAAUUUUCAGUUUGUUAAUUUCACUGAAAUAAUGACAAGGAAUGUAGACUCAAGCAGAAAAGAGACAGAUUUUGCCCUUUCAGCUUUGAUGGAGAUACCUUCUCAGUACAAGGCAACCAUAGAGCAUGGCAUAUUGGGUGCAAGGAGGGGUCAUUCACCAGAUAGGGUUGCUCUACCCCCACCUCUUUAUGGUAGGACUUCUUCCAGCAUCAGCACAAAACCGACAAGAUCAAACAGUUUUCAGCAGAGUGCACCUACACGCACUAGCUAUGACCACAGUGUUCACACGGAGGCAUCUGCAAGUUCUUUAUAUGAUAAUAAGGUUUGCCCGAUUUGUCUCACCAAUACGAAAGAUAUGGCCUUUGGUUGUGGGCAUCAGACUUGUUGUGAGUGUGGAGAAGACCUCGAAUUCUGUCCCAUUUGCCGGAGCACGAUCAACACCAGAAUAAAGCUUUACUAGAUAGCUUUGCUUUAGAAGUGCUCUCAGCGGAAAUUUAGCUCUUUUCCAGAAUAAGGUUAGUCAUAAAAGUUUGAUGAAGUUAGAAGGUUACAAAGUGAAUGUUCUGUUGAUUUGCUUUGAGUCAUGAAUUUAACUUGAUUCAUAAACAGGGCUGCGAAAGAAUGUGCAGAGAGUUGGUCUGAAUGGUUUCUUGUUCAUCAGUUCACAAUUUUGGGCAAAACUUGUAUGCCCAGUUAGGAUGAGGAGGAGUUUUUUACAUAAAGAAUUGGCCUUCCCCGUUGGUUGUAAAUAUGUAGUUGUGUCGUGAAGGCCUCGUGUAUUUAAAUAAAACUACUCGUCUAAAAAAUGCUUGCAUUGUUCUAAACAAUACUCACCGUAUAAAUACUUUGGUUUCUUUUAUAAUUGAAGAGGAAAUAAGUUUAGCCUGUGUUUGUGGGCGCAGAAA
This is a messenger RNA of Vigna unguiculata (cowpea), 2105 nucleotides long. Its product is annotated as Copine (Calcium-dependent phospholipid-binding protein) family. Lineage: Eukaryota; Viridiplantae; Streptophyta; Magnoliopsida; Fabales; Fabaceae. Gene Ontology annotation, biological process: protein ubiquitination. The record is from RefSeq and is a predicted model, not a curated record. Gene Ontology annotation, molecular function: ubiquitin-protein transferase activity. Gene Ontology annotation, cellular component: nucleus.